AUGAAUGUUGUUGCUUCCACUUCUUCGAAUCCCCCAAAAGAAAAUCCUUUCCCGUUUCAAUGUCCUACCCUUACCUCUUCAAACUACCCAACAUGGGCGAUCAAGAUGGAGGCCAUUAUGGAUGCCCAAGGGUUAUGGGAAUCCAUAGAACCACAAGCCGGUGUGGUUGUGGAUGAGAAAAAGAGCAAGACGGCCCGAGCCUUCAUCUUUCAAGCAAUACCGGAGGAGAUCCUAUUGCAAGUUGCAAAAAAGAAAACAGCCAAAGAAGUGUGGGAAUCAUUGAAGACAAGGUUUGUCGGAGCAGAACGGGUUCAAAAGGCUCGCUUGCAUACUCUUAAAAGUGAGUUCGAGUCAAUGCGAAUGAAAGACGGAGAGUCCAUUGAUGAUUAUGCCGGAAAGUUAUCCGGUAUGAUCUCGAAGUACAACAGUGUGGGUGCCGUUUUAGGGGACGAAGAAUUGGUAAGGAAGUUGCUUGAUACCGUCACGGAUAAGUACAUUCAAUUGGUGGCCUCAAUGGAACAAUAUUCAGAUGUCGAAAAGAUGCCAUUCGAAGAAGCCAUAGGUCGGUUAAAAGCCUAUGAGGAUCGAUUAAAACUUCGACAAGGGAGCUCUACCGGUGAAAGUUCGUUACUCUUUACGAAGGCGGAAGGGUAUCAAACAACAGAGGGUUUAAUAAACACUGUUUCGGGCGUGGUCGUGGGCAUACAGAUGAUGACAAAGGUGGUAGAAGCGGGUCACGAGGUGGUCGUGGUUCCGGUAGAGGCCGGGGUGGUCGUAACGGAGAAUGAGAAGAAGCAAGAUCCAGAAGUACAUUUAACAAGAGAAACCGAAGACGAACCCACCUUGCUACUAUGUGUCUGUGGUGAGGAAGCCCAAAAAAUGGUCUUGUUAAAUGAGGAAAAGGUUUUUCCGAAGUUGCACGAGAGACGAAACGGGUCAAACGAAGAUAUGUGGUAUCUUGAUAAUGGAGCAAGUAAUCACAUGACGGGAAAGAAAGAUGCAUUUGCAGAAUUGAAUGAAGCUGUAACGGGUCAAGUUCGGUUCGGAGAUGGAUCAAAGGUCGAGAUUCGAGGUAAAGGUUCACUUAUGUUUAGUUGUAAAAAUGGUGAUCAAUUGCUAGUUCCCGAUGUGUAUUAUAUACCGUCAUUAACUAGCAACAUUUUGAGCCUGGUCAAUUAA
Messenger RNA from Helianthus annuus (common sunflower), 1179 nucleotides. RefSeq lists its product as uncharacterized. The record is from RefSeq and is a predicted model, not a curated record. Bases 1 to 1179 code for a protein of 392 amino acids. The transcript has 2 exons. NCBI's taxonomy places the organism in Eukaryota, Viridiplantae, Streptophyta, Magnoliopsida, Asterales, Asteraceae.